This is a messenger RNA of Anopheles marshallii, 1284 nucleotides long. RefSeq names its product vertebrate ancient opsin-like. The transcript has 5 exons. Lineage: Eukaryota; Metazoa; Arthropoda; Insecta; Diptera; Culicidae. The coding region runs from base 1 to 1284 and encodes 427 amino acids. Gene Ontology annotation, molecular function: G protein-coupled receptor activity. Gene Ontology annotation, cellular component: photoreceptor outer segment; membrane. The record is from RefSeq and is a predicted model, not a curated record. Gene Ontology annotation, biological process: G protein-coupled receptor signaling pathway.
AUGAACGAGGCUCCUAACGAUGUGGCAUCCAGUGCGGUAGACUACGAGGAACUGAUGGCACCAUGGGCCUACAAUGUGGCCGCCGUCACUCUGUUCUGUAUCGGGUUCUUUGGAUUCUUUCUCAACCUAUUCGUUAUUGCACUUAUGUCCAAGGAUAUGCAGCUAUGGACACCGAUGAACAUCAUAUUAUUCAAUUUGGUUUGCUCCGACUUUUCCGUGUCGAUCAUCGGCAACCCACUGACGCUUACAUCGGCCAUCUCGCAUCGCUGGAUCUUUGGCCGGACGCUGUGCGUGGCGUACGGGUUUUUCAUGUCUUUGCUGGGAAUAACCUCCAUCACGACGCUUACGGUGCUCUCGUACGAACGGUACUGUCUCAUCAGCCGCCCAUUCUCAUCACGGAAUUUGUCACGCAAAGGAGCCGGCCUGGCAAUAUGCUUCAUCUGGGGCUACUCGUUUGCCUUAACCUCGCCGCCACUGUUCGGCUGGGGAGCGUACGUCCAGGAGGCAGCUGACAUUAGCUGUUCGGUAAAUUGGGAAUCCCAAACAAGAAACGCCACAACGUACAUAAUUUUUCUGUUCAUUUUUGGACUAGUCGUUCCGCUGAUCGUAAUUGUGUACAGUUACACCAACAUCAUCGUCAAUAUGCGAAAGAAUUCCGCACGCGUGGGACGAAUAAAUCGGGCCGAGCAACGUGUCACCUCCAUGGUGGCGGUGAUGAUCGUCGCGUUCAUGGUCGCGUGGACACCGUACGCCAUUUUUGCACUGAUCGAACAGUUCGGACCGCCGGAACUGAUCGGCCCCGGACUGGCAGUGUUGCCAGCACUCAUCGCCAAAUCGAGCAUCUGCUACAACCCGAUCAUCUACGUCGGCAUGAACACGCAGUUCCGGGCCGCCUUUACGCGGGUGCGCAACAAGGGCGGUAUGCAGAUGGCGGACCAAAACACCACCACCAUGCAGCGCGAGCUGACCAAGAGCAGCCGCGAUAUGGUGGAGUGCAGUUUCGAUUUCUGUCGCAAGAAAAACCGCUUCAAAAUUAGCCUAGUGAAGCCGACCGCCCCGUUGUCGGUGGUGGAUGUGUCGAGCACGUCGCAUCCAGACAAGGCGACGAGUCGCUCACCUCUGGACCAAACGGUGCUGAACGAGAUGCACGAUGAUGGUGCACGGGAACGUAGCGAUGGCCAUGCGGGCUCCCGGUUCGUGCGGCCAGACUUUGAAUUAUCUGUGAUUAAUAGUGGCAAAUCGAUACUGAUUAAGUCGAAGAAUUUUCGGUCCAAUUUACUAUAG